UUGUCCAAACGUGACCGCAUGUUCUGUGUACAGGUAGAAGAGAUACAAUAAAUAUUUUUUUUGUACCUCAUGGCUUCUGUCAGUGACCUGCAUGCACGACGAGAUGAAAAGAAUAAUACACGCACUCUGUUUAACUCAGAAGGCGUUUAUGAAGCAGCAGAAGAUAAUUCAUCCCAGAUCAUUCUGGAGACCCCAGAUCCUGAUAUCGUCAAAACAAUUUCACAUUAUUUCGAGGCUGCUCUCAGUGGGCAGAAAUAUGUGGUAUCCCACCCCGUCACAGACCAUGGUACUGAGUCUUCAGCAGACAGCAGUGAUUCAGGGGACAGCCUGUUCAUAACUCAAGUGCCAGUGUCUGAGGUGGUGAGGUCUGUGAGAAGAUGUCACUCAAAGGAGAGGUCAGAGUUCACAUGUACCAUAGAAUCAGGGGAGGAAGAUGGACCUGCCACUCCCCAAAGGAAGCAGCAGGUCUCACCUGCAAUGAAACAUCACAAGAGGAAAGCAGAGAAGCAUGGCCUGAAAAAGUACUCCUUUCCCUUCCUGGGGAGCAUUUACAGAAGUAAACACCUAUCUAGUAGAGAAAGGGCUUACAGAAACACACACCUACCACUAUUAAAGAGUGUGACCUUCGCGAGUAAGGCAAUUGGAGGCUUUUUUAGAUGUGUCAAAACACUGAAGAAGUUCUCUAAAGGAAAAGUGACUUUAGCCUCAGCUUUACCAAAUAGAUAUCUGGAUGAGGAAGGUGAACUAUCUCCACUGUCAGAACAGGAGGAGGAAUCUAAAGGUAGUGAUGAUGACAUCAGAGUGGUGGAAAAUGAACUUUUAACGCCAUUUCUGAAAAAGAAAAAAAGGCAAACUUGGCGUCAUCCAUUAUCUGAAGCUGAAAAGCAAUGCAGAAAGUUUUCAUCUGUAAGCAAAUACUUCACCACCAAGACAAAGAAACAGAGCACAAAGAAAACACAACACCUCCCUCAUGUCAAACAAACUCUUUCCUUGGUUUCCAAAAUGAUUAAAGACACAACAUCAAAGCGGAGUGUUGCUGGAUCACGGCGAAUCAUACCUGAGAAAUGUAACAUGGCAGAAGAGGAGACUAACCCAGAGUCAGUCAAUUGCGUUAGGAGAUGUUCAUCUGGUAGGAGUUUGGUCCGCAAUGAAACUGAUGCAGAAGAACCUGGGAUACAAUUAGCUGACAAUACAGAUGGACAGGAAGAGAACGACAACAUGGACAUUUCAUUGACAGAAUGGAAGACAAUGCUGAAUAUCGGAUUUGUCAGUGAGGAAGGAGAGAGGAGUAGAAUAGACCAGGCAGUGGACAUAAUGAGUUCACCAAUUAAUGAAGUGCAGGAAAGUGAAGGAAGCUGUUUGGAGAGGACCCAAGUGAACAGAGCCAUGACCUCCAGUGUGACUGGACCUUGCCCUGAUCGUGACCAUCAGAACCAGACAAGAGAAACAGAGGCUGAUCCUGGAAUUAAAGGUCACAACCCCCCUUCAACAGAUCUAGAGCUCACAAAUGACUGUACAAAUGUUGAUGCUGGGGGAGACGAUGAACAGAAGGGAAAGAAGAGGAAGAAAAAGAACAGGAAAAGAGAGAGAGGAGAUGAUGAAAGUAUAGAGGACCGAGUUGGGCAGAAUCAUAGCCAAGAGGCUCCAGAUGAUCAGGAACUAGUCACCUGUGUGAGUACAGGCACCAUACAGGGAGGAGAGGCUACUGAGAUAACCCAGGAUAACAAGGCAGAGCAUUCCGUGUCUGGUGAAAUGAUUAUGCCACGUAAAAAGAAGAGAAAAAAGGAGAGGAGGGAGUCACCAUGCCAGGCUGAUACAGAUAUAGGGCUAAGACAGGAAGAGAACGCCAAGCUAUCAUCCCAUGCUGGAGGUGGUGCUAUAGUUCAGACUGAUGACAUAGAACUGAAGAAAAUAAAGAAAAAGGAUAAGAAUUCCACAGCACAUGCCAUCCCGGAGGAAGGACCAGAAAAAGAACAUUUUCAGAACUUGAGUUUAGAAUCACAGUUAGAUGAGGUAAUAGGACCCCAAAAGGGAACAAACAUUUCAACCCUCCCUCAAGAUACUGACACAAACCUACAGGUAAACACUACUGAGAUAAGACAGAAAACAAUUGAGUGCUCUAUAGUCCAACUUACUGAAUUUGUAGCCCAGAGAAAGAAGUAUAAAACCAUGGCACCUAUAGAGAAUUCUUUGGCACGGAGUGAUGGCACAGUUUCUUUUAGGAAGAAGAAAAAGGCAAAGAAAGAUUGGGAUUCCUUCUGCAGCAAUGAAAUGGCUGGGAAUGAUACUGAAAUUCCUCUGUCUACAAGUACUUUAUCUCAAUCUGGUGAAAUCGAUACACUGGAGAAGAAAAAACACAAACGAGAUAAGAAACAGAAUUCUGACACACAUGAAGAUUCUGAGACCAGACCCAAAGAGAAUGUUAAGACCCAUGAGCGGUCUGAAGACAUGUUCACGGAGAAGAAGAGGAAAAAGAAGAAGAGGAGGAGAUCUUCAACUGACGAGGGCGCCAUUGUUCAACAACAAGAGGAUAAUACUCCAAAAUUCCAUGUCACCCUCAAGAGUUCUGUGUCUGAAUCCAUUGACACUGUGCCACCAAGAAAGAAGGAGAAGAAAGAUAAAGAUAGGGAUUUAGUAACUCCUUUGAGCGCAGAGGAGAGCCAUCAAAAGGACAACAUACCACCUGAAACAGAUGAGAUCACUAGCCCAAGAAAGCUGAAGAAAAAAAAGCGAGAUGGGUCUAAAGACACUUGUUCUGUCAUACACAAGGAUACAGCAGCUCCACUGGAAAAAGAGAGUAUUGGCAUAUCUUUGGAGGGAUGUGAGAGUUUUGCUUUGACACCAGAUUACAUGGUUUCUCAGAGAAAAACAAAGAAAAAUAAGAAUUCCCUCACCCAACAUGAUCCUGAGGAAAGACUGAAAAAUGAUGCAACUAAAAUAUCUCAGAGGAUGAGCGCAGCUGUUAAAAAUUCUAGACCGGAAGAGAAAAAAGAGAUAGUUACAACUGAAGUGAGACUUGAAGCUGAAAGUGCCUUUAUAUCCUCCAAGAGGAAGAGGAAAAAGACAAAGAGGAGGAAAUCCACUGAUAACGAAGCACCAGAGGUAGGACAUCAAGAUAAUGAUAACACUGCAAUAUUAAUUGAAACGACUCAGAGUUCUAUCACCCAAUACACAGAAACAGAGUCACAGAAAAAGAAGAAGAAGAAGAAGAAGAAAAAUAGAAAAACUAACAAGGAAUCAGUUGCCCCGGAGGGCACAGAUUGAAGACAGGCCGGGGAGAUGAUGUCAGCGGCAGCGUCAGACUCUCUGCCUUUACCACAGAUUAAUCCUGAUCCUGUAUCAAACUCCCAUGAACUGGUUUCAUCAGCAGAGAAGAAGAAAAAGAAGCAUGGAAAAGACAAGAGGGUGAUGUAUGUAUAAUGCAAAUCAGGAUUACUUCGCAACUGAACACAAUGACUCAGUGGUGAUGACAUGAAGCAUGCCAUCUGAAUAAAACAACCCAUAGCUUGGAGAGGAUUUUUGAUGGGUGGCCUUUGGUUAUAAGGGAACAGAUUUUUAAAUGAGUGGAUUCAUUGUACAGCACCUCGAUGGCGGCUAUUCUUCCACUCUUUAAAGACGCUUGUAUGAGCAUUCAGAUGAGCAAUUAACAUAUUCAGAUGAUAAAUGUGCAUGCAUAGGCUACUCAGAUAAACAGUGAACGUUUUCAGUGUAAAGUUAACACUAAAUGGUGUUUUGUAAAUAAUAUUUCUUAUCCUACCCUGCCACCUAGUGGACAUCAUAAGACAACACCAUACUGGUUUUACUCAUAGACUGGUUUUAUUACAGUGUAAGUAACAUGUUUAUAACUUGGAUUCUAGUGUCAUGAUGUUUCAUUAUGCCUACACCAUAUACUGUAUGCCAGUGCUGCAUGAGAGAGUGAUUAAUGUGUACAUUUAAUCAGAUUUGUUUCUUGUUCAGUUUUGAAAUAGAUUACAUUUCUAAUGUAAUUCCCUUCAGUAAGGGACAUUGAUGCAAUAUCCAUUGUGUGCAGUGCAUUGUAUGAAGGCCUAGUCUAAACAUUGCCUCCACAACCAUUAUAGAUAUAGUAAUACUUUUGAUAUUAGCCCCAUACUAGUGUACUUGUAAGUAUGACUGUCUAUUGAAGGAUACACAAUAAAUGUACAGUUUAUUAAUGUUUUA
This is a messenger RNA of Coregonus clupeaformis (lake whitefish), 4179 nucleotides long. RefSeq lists its product as uncharacterized. The record is from RefSeq and is a predicted model, not a curated record. The transcript is spliced from 5 exons. NCBI's taxonomy places the organism in Eukaryota, Metazoa, Chordata, Actinopteri, Salmoniformes, Salmonidae. Bases 70 to 3264 code for a protein of 1064 amino acids.